AUGAAACUCCUGCCGCUCGUUUUGCUUCAGUGCUUCGUGGCGCUUACAGCGGCGUUCACUGUGCCCAAAAGAGACUACCAGUCGAAACAGUACUUUGUGGUGGAAAUCGACCACUCCCAGCUGGGGGCCAACUUGCAUGAGUUUAUCGGUAAACAUGGCCAUGUGUACCAUUACGAACAUCCUGUGAGAGGCAUGGACGACCAUUUUGUGUUUAGUGUGGAUAAGAACCACGAGAACAUGGCGAUUUUGGGUAACCAUAACUCCAACAAACAUAAUCUUAUGAAGAGAGCUCCAGGGUUGGAAAGUGCCUACGAUGAUUUGACUCACCACCCAGGCUUGAAGCUGGUCCAUAUGUUAUACCCCAAGAAACUCGAACGGAGGAUGCCUGUGCCUGUGGACGCUGCUACUGCUGAGGAAAUCGCCGCUAGAGAGCUCCACAUAGUUGAUUCUCUGCAAGAGUCUUUGAAAGAGGUUAGCGAUAAGCUCGGCAUCAACGACCCACUUUUCCUUCGCCAAUGGCACUUGCUAAAUACUCAGUACCCUGGGAACGACGUGAACGUUAAGAAUGUCUGGUACAAUGGUAUUAAGGGUAACAACGUCACCGUCGCUGUGGUCGACGAUGGCUUGGACCACGAUUCCGAGGACUUGAAGGCUAACUUCAACGCCAAGGGUUCUUGGGACUUCAAUGAUAACACAGACUUGCCCACUCCACGUCUCUUUGACGAUUAUCACGGCACCAGGUGCGCCGGUGAAAUCGCUGCAGUGAAAAACGAUGUGUGUGGUAUUGGCGUGGCCUACGAGGGUAAAGUCGCAGGUAUCCGUAUUCUUUCAGGCGCCAUUACCUCCGAGGAAGAGGCUGCUGCCAUGAUAUACGGCCUAGAAACUAAUGAUAUUUAUUCUUGUUCUUGGGGCCCUACCGACAACGGCAGGACCGUGGCUGCACCUGACUUGAUUGUCCGCAAGGCCAUGAUUAAAGGUAUCCAAGAGGGCCGCCAGAACAAGGGUGCCGUGUACGUCUUUGCAAGCGGAAACGGCGGUAGAUCUUAUGAUCAGUGCAACUUUGACGGCUACACCAACUCCAUAUAUUCCAUCACUGUGGGCGCCAUCGACUAUAAAGGUUUGCACCCAAAUUAUGCCGAAGCCUGUUCUGCUGUCAUGGUUGUGACAUACAGUUCUGGUUCCGGUGAGCAUAUUCAAACUACAGAUAUAAAGAAAAGAUGUUCUCUGACACACGGUGGAACCUCUGCAGCUGCUCCAUUAGCUGCUGGUGUCUACGCCUUGGUGUUGCAGGCAAACCCAAACCUCUCUUGGCGUGAUGUACAACACAUUAGUGCCAGGGCUGGUGUUACUGUGAACGAGAACGACGGCGACUACCAAGAGACUGCCCUCGGGCUCAAGUACUCCCACAAGUACGGUUACGGUAAAAUAGAUGCUGAAAAGCUUGUGGAAGAAGCCAAGAAGUGGAAAGGUGUCAAACCACAGGCAUGGUACUAUUCAGAUGUCAUGGAAGUCAACCAGGUUGUUAACUCUGGUCCAGUGGGUCCUAGUGAUUGGAUCUCGAGCACUGUAAAGCUUACAAAGGAAGACUUAAAGCUCAUGAACUUUGAACGUGUUGAGCACGUUACCGUCACUGUCAACAUUGAUUCUACUUUUAGAGGCCAGAUUCAAGUCAAGUUGACCUCGCCUCACGGUGUGGUCAGUAACCUCGCAGACCGCAGGCCAUUAGAUCAGUCCAAUCGUGGUCUUCAGGACUGGACGUUCAUGUCAGUGGCACAUUUCGGUGAAGAGGGUGUUGGUGAAUGGAAACUUGAGGUUUCAAGCUCUCGUGGAGAGAACGAGGUGAAGUUGAAGAACUGGCAGCUUCGUCUCUUUGGUGAAUCGAUCGAUGCCGACAAGGCUCUGAAAUACGAUGUCACCAAGGACUAUGCCGCUGAGCGUCGUGAACUUGAAAAGAGCAAACCUUCUUCGACAUCGGAGACUCUGACUAAGACCACAGUUGCAAAGACUGAACUGUCGACCUCUUCCAUCACAACCAAGACUCCAGAGACCACCGAGGUGGAAACCACUUCCACUAGCACUACAAAGGAUGUUACUAAAACAACAACCACGGACGACGCUGGUAAGAAGAAGCCUGAGAAGACUGAAAAGCCUGAAAAACCAGAUGAUAGCAGUGACGAGGAUUCAGACUCCGAAGACGAGGACGGCAAGCAAGACAAUGACAAGCAUUACGCCGCAGACCAUGCUGGACAGUAUUUCAUGGCGUUGGCCGUUCUCGGAUUCCUUAUCGCCAUCAUCACCAUGAAGUGUCACAAGUCGCCAGGCAGCACUCGUCGCAGGAGAAGAGACGACUACGAGUUUGACAUUAUCCCUGGCGAAGAUUACAGCGACAGUGAUGACGAAGAAAGAGAUUCGCUCGACCUAGGCCCAAACCGCCAGCGCGAGCAGCAGACGCUUUUCGAUGACUUCAAUGCCGAAACGUUGCCUGAUUACGAUGAUGAUAUGUUCCAAAUCGGCGACGAGCCAGAAGACGACCAUCACGAGACACGUGGUAUCGACGGUAAGCAGACAGAAAACGGUACACUGAGUCCAGAGACGCCUGACAUCUACAACGAAGACAAUGGUAGUCAGGAACGUCUUGUGGGAGGAGAUGAUGAUGACAGGAGGUGA
Molecule: messenger RNA, 2667 nt
Organism: Candidozyma haemuli
Lineage: Eukaryota; Fungi; Ascomycota; Pichiomycetes; Serinales; Metschnikowiaceae
Gene: KEX2
Product: kexin
Exons: 1
Coding region: 1-2667 (888 amino acids)
Biological process (GO): protein processing
Cellular component (GO): trans-Golgi network; Golgi membrane
Molecular function (GO): serine-type endopeptidase activity
Source: RefSeq, a predicted model, not a curated record